Molecule: messenger RNA, 498 nt
Organism: Necator americanus (New World hookworm)
Lineage: Eukaryota; Metazoa; Nematoda; Chromadorea; Rhabditida; Ancylostomatidae
Exons: 1
Coding region: 1-498 (165 amino acids)
Source: RefSeq, a predicted model, not a curated record
AUGCCAGUGGUCGACCCCCAUCACCAACGAAGUCAAGCUGCGAGUCUACCUAUCCGCAAUUCGCCUAGGGUAUGCCACAAUGAAGAUCUCUACGCAGUAAUUGAUGUGGUAUACUCGCGGAUGACACAUGGAAGACAUCAACAUCUUGCACCGCCAUCGAAAGUGGCUAAAGUAAAUCGUCUUCGCUUCUUUGGUCAUAUAUUAAGGAGACCGGCACAUCGCCUUGUCCAACGAGUUCUGAAGAGUUCGUCGGGUUCGAGCUGGAAGAAGCCACCUGGCCGAAAACGGAAGUUCUGGACUGAGGUGGUAAAAGAGUACCUGAGGACACUUGGCGUGGAUAGGCAGUUCAGGCGAGACGUAAGGUUUCGCAGAACAUGGAAUAGCGACGAAUGGAUUGAUUCUGUGCAAGCUCUCGCAGAAGAUGGAGAAAGUUGGGCAGAGCUGUGUUCAAGGACGGCACACCUCGGCGAAGAUGCGGGUAAUCGCGUCAGGCCAUGA